AGGGAAGAAGGGUUGGAGGUGGUCGGCUAUGGUGGACGGGUGUAGGUGAUGGAGGAGGAAGAAGGGUCGGAGGUGGUCGGCUAUGGUGGACAGGUGUGGGCGAUGGAGGAGGAAGAAGGGUUAAGGGUGGUCGGCUACGGCGGACGGUUGUGGGUGAUGGAGGCGGAAGAAGGGUUGGAGGUGGUUGGCUAUGGCGGACGGUUGUGGGUGAUGGAGGAGGAAGAAGGGUUGGGGGUGGUCGGCUAUGGUGGAAAGGUGUGGGUGAUGGAGGAGGAAGAAGGGUUGGGGGUGGUCAGCUUUGGUGGAAAGGUGUGGGUGAUGGAGGAGGUAGAAGGGUUGGAGGUGGUCGGCUAUGGUGGACGGGUGUGGGUGAUGGAGGAGGAAGAAGGGUUGGAGGUGGUCGGCUAKGGUGGACAGGUGUGGGUGAUGGAGGAGGAAGAAGAGUUGGGGGUGGUCGGCUAUGGUGGACGGGCGUGGGUGAUGGAGGAGGAAGAAGGGUUGGAGGUAGUCGGCUAUGGUGGACGGGUGCGGGUGAUGGAGGAGGAAGAAGGGUUGGAGGUGGUUGGCUAUGGCAAACGGUUGUGGGUGAUGGAGGAGGAAGAAGGGUUGGGGCUGGAGGAAGAAGGGUUGGAGGUGGUUGGCUAUGGUGGACGGGUGUGGGUGAUGGAGGAGGAAGAAGGGUUGGAGGUGGUCGACUAUUGUGGACGGGCGUGGGUGAUGGAGGAGGAAGAAGGGUUGGAGGUGGUUGGCUAUGGUGGACGAGUGUGGGUGAUGAAGGCGGAAGGAGGGUUGGAGGUGGUUGGCUAUGGCGGACGGUUGUGGGUGAUGGAGGAGGAAGAAGGGUUGGAGGUGGUUGGCUAUGGUGGACGGGUGUGGGUGACGAAGGUGGAAGGUGCGUUCGGGUGGUCGAGAUUGGAGGAGCGGUGGUGACAGCGAAAGCUUGUCGGACGCAACCUAACUCUUAA
Molecule: messenger RNA, 965 nt
Organism: Chara braunii
Lineage: Eukaryota; Viridiplantae; Streptophyta; Charophyceae; Charales; Characeae
Source: the annotation of a GenBank genome assembly